AUGGAGAAGGAUGACUGGUGCAAGGUAUGCACCUCAGCUAUAGUACAGAGCAUGCGAGGGUUGGUUUGGAGCCCAGUAGAACAAGGUUAUGAGAGUGAGCUCUGCAACUUUCGUCGACACUCGCAGUUUCCCCUUGGAAACCUGGAAAAGAUAAGCCAGCUGCUGUCUAAGAGUGCUCAGUGUCCACUGAGAGUACACUAUCUAUCAUCACAAUAUGCUGAUGAGAGGUGUUUUAUGUUUGUGUUAAUUUCCCCCACUAAAUCAGUAAUUAUUACAAUCCUGUCCCUGCUGUUUACCCUGCAGCUGUUUUUCCAUUUGUCGAGAGAGCGGGUGUUCUCUGAGGACCGCACACGUUUCUAUGGUGCAGAAAUUGUCUCUGCCUUGGACUAUCUACAUUCCGGAAAGAUUGUGUACCGUGAUCUCAAGUUGGAGAAUUUGAUGCUGGACAAAGAUGGACACAUAAAAAUUACAGAUUUUGGGCUUUGCAAAGAAGGGAUCACAGAUGCUGCCACCAUGAAGACAUUCUGUGGUACACCCGAGUAUCUGGCACCAGAGGUAUUAGAAGAUAAUGACUAUGGCCGAGCAGUGGACUGGUGGGGCCUGGGGGUUGUCAUGUAUGAAAUGAUGUGUGGGAGGUUACCUUUCUACAACCAGGAUCACGAGAAGCUUUUUGAACUGAUACUGAUGGAAGACAUUAAAUUUCCUCGAACACUCUCUUCAGAUGCAAAAUCAUUGCUUUCAGGGCUCUUGAUAAAGGAUCCAAAUAAACGCCUUGGUGGAGGACCAGAUGAUGCAAAAGAAAUUAUGAGACACAGUUUCUUUUCUGGAGUAAACUGGCAAGAUGUAUAUGAUAAAAAGUCGCAGGGCAGCACGCGCUUGAGCGUAGACAGAGCAGGACGGCUUCACGUGCAGCGUCCUGUGGCCGCGGCGGCACAGGCGCGGGUGCAUGUGUUGACCGGGGCGGGACACAUGAGAAGACGCCGCUGUCUCCUGCCCACAGAUGACGAGGACGGCAUGGACUGCGCGGACAGCGAGAGACGGCCUCACUUCCCGCAGUUUUCCUACUCCGCCAGCGGCCGGGAAUAAGCCUCCACCACCCUGCCCCUUCCCUGUCAUCGAGAUCUAUUCCAGAAAAUGAUUCCCAGACACCCCCACUGUCCGAGCUCUUACAGAUAGCAGGGCCGCCCUCUGACAUCCCAGACCAGCCGAGGGUCCCCCCUUGCCACCGUUCACCCUCAUGGACACACACACAUACGCAAACACACUCCAGUUUUUGUUUUUGCAUGAAGUUGUAUCUCAGUCUAAGGUCUCAUGUUGUUGCUGCUAUGGUCUCACUAUUCUAGCAACUUUAAGAAGUAAUUUUACAAUCUUUGGAAGUCAUGAGCCCACCAUCUCUCAUCUGUAUACCAGCUGUCACCUUUUGCUCUUCUAGUUUUUUUUAUUUUCCCCCUAACAGGGAAGGCUAAAUGAGAAACACUGAUUCUAGGUACAUUUUUUUUAACUUUCUAGAAGAUAAAUCAAAAACUAAUUAGACUAAGAAGAUUUAGUUUAUAGCUCAGAACAAGCAAUUGUGGAAGGGUGGUGAUGUGCAUAUGCAAAGCUUUAGUAAAGCAUAUAGGAUCAAUGCAUAAAGUAGGUAUGUCACGAAGAUUUGGCUGGAAUUCAUUAGGAAGCAUUUGAGAGAAGGACUGAACAACUGUUGAUACAUAUAUAUAUAUAUAUUUUUUAAUUCCUGUUGGAUACUGUAAAGGAAGCCCAAUAUCACUGGACGUCCAGACUUCACGGGCAUCGUGGGCAGAUAAACCUUGAUCUGCAAGAAACGAAAGCAUAUGCACAGCAUCAAAGUCACUUAAAGGGUCGUAGGACACAGUUUGCACCAGAGAGCAGUUUUUCCCUGUGCUUGGAAACCUUUUUCCCUUCUUGAUACCACCUCUGAUGGCUGAAGAAUGUAGACAGGUUUAAUGAUCCUGCUUUUCACCAAAAUUUGUAUACCAAGGUAAACAGGUGUUUGCCUUACUUGUUUUAAUUUUUUACUCUCAGUUCUGUGUGAAGUAGCUUUUUCUCAGAUGUUACAACUUUGAAUGUCCUUUUACGAUUUUGUUUGUUUUGCAGUAGUAUUUAUUUUUUAGUGAUGAAAAUUGUAUGUCAUGUUAGCAGAUGCAGGCCCACCUUAACACCAGGUAGACUUACUGCAGUUUCUUUUGAUCCAUGUGCAAGGAAUGUACACGCCAAUGAGAAUCAUGCACUUUUCUCCUCUGUAAAAAAAAAAAUAAGGCUCUGAAAUUGUAUAUAUUGGUUAGAAUUUGGCUUUGGGAGAAGAGAUGCUAUCAUUUAACCCCCUGGUGCUGAAAAUGAGAAAAUCCCCAACUGUCCAUGCCAAUGGGUUCCUGAAACAAAAGAUGUUGAUGUCGGCUGAGUUGAGAACUGAAGUGUUCCGGCGGCCUGGCAGCGUGAUGUAGCAGAGAAAACCGAGGCCGGGUGGCAGCAGGAAACGAGCUUCAUGUGGCCACAAGGACGCAGGUCCAGUGUUUACACAGUAGGCAGGAAAGGAUAAGAACCUGGUGUGUUUAUUCUGGUCAUGGUACAUCUAUCACUGAAUUAAGCCAUCAGGGAGAGAAAAACAAAAGAAGAACACCUCCAGCUUUUCUCUUUCUGUGUAGACUCAUGUCCCCAAAUUCCAGCGUUUCUCACUGAGGGGACGUGUAUGCAAACCUCAUCUUUCUCCCUCAUUAAUGACGAUCUUCUGAUUAAACCCUUCGGUGCUAGGAGCUGACAUUUUCCAAAGCAGCCUAUGAAGUCCGGGGGCCGGGGCCAUCCCCUCCUGGGGCGAUCGUGGAAAUGUGUUCUGACUACCCGACAGCUCCCAACGGAGACUACAGCACGACGUAGUGUCCCGACCGCACUGUGCAGAAGGGCACGCGACUUUCUAAGUAGGCCGAGUCACUCGUGUGCAGACGUCUUAGCCUCGGCGCUGGAGGUGUGGGCUGACAGCUAUGGAACCACUGCUGGCGGUGGGCGGGCCACUGGGACUGAUGGGGCUAAAGGGCAUUUUACUAAGGCAGCUAAGACACAUUCAGACAUAGGUCUUACCUGAUUUUUCAUAUUCCUACCUGAGUGGACUUCAUCUGUAGUAUUAAGUAGGAAGUUACAGUAAGUAGUAGUUAAUUCUUUCUCACACAUAGAGCUUAACUUUUUUGUUUUCCACUUGGAAUUAUGUUGAAUGUUCACUUUGACAAGAAAGUAGAUGAGAAGAAAUGUCCUUUGAGUUGUCCUGCAUCCAUCAUUUGAGAAGGGGACAGGCGGGAGGAGGAGAGAGCUGAGACAGAGGGGAAGCGCGACACCGUCCACUAAGCACGUAGCUUUUUGUUGUUUUGGUUUUUUCCCCCAAAAUCUCAAGAUGAUUUCCAGGACCUUGGCCAAGGACACUUCUAAAGGUUAAUGACCGGCACUGACAGUGCCCCAGGCUGGCCACUCCUUCUAGCUGGCUCUCAGUCCCCAGCCAUGCCAGUCAGUUAUCCCCUGAGACACCAUGAGUGUCACACAAGUGUUUUCUUGGCUUCGAUUUUGAGAACCCUUUACUUUCCUUCCCAGAUCUCAGUCCGCUGGUGUGGAGGUAUUGGUAGAAAUACAGAAAUGUGCGUGAAGGGAGAUUUCUAAAACUUUCCUUGUGUUGCCCACGGCUGUGGGUGUGGAUCGUGGCGGGUGCAAUGGCCUGAAACCUGGACUCAGUCUCGCAGAAAAUGGUUCAUUCAGUCUUUGCAGACUCCAGCUCAUAUUGUCUUGAUGUUUGACCUCCUGCCAUAAUGCAGGUCUUGGAGGGAAUUGGCCCUUUCUGCUUGGGUCGUGGGCGGGGUCGCCACAGCUUUGCUUCCCACACUGAUGACAUAGCAUCAUUGCAGUAUUGUUUCCAUUGCCUGUACCUGGUCUCUGGCUUCUUAAAGUGGACUCUUCUUGCAGGGGCCACUUGCUUCUCCUAGAGGACAAAAGUAAGGGCCUUCCUUACUAACUGCAGGGUCUAUAUCUUACACCUCAGUGUACACACUUUGCUGCUACUGUCUGUACUGUCUACAGUAGAAUUUCCUGAAUCUUGCUCCUGGUAGUGCAUUACAGGCAAGCAUGAAACGUAAAGUAUUUAUUUAAAUAAAAAGAAAACCUCUAAAUUGGUCAUUGAGUUACCUCCCUGUAGCUUUAUAGUUUGUGACAUCUCUUGACCUUGCUAGUUCUUUCAUUAGACCCACGCAAGAUCUAGUCAUCUGGUUAAGGAUUUUAAGCAGACGUUAACUAUGAACCCAAGAAACUGUAUUACUAUUACUGUCGGUCAUACUAAAACUGUUUAUUUCCUUAAGUAUAUGGCCCACAAGGAUGUGAAAUAACUACAAGAAGCUGUUUUUGUACACUGUACAUCCUUAGUAUUUUUACACGUAUAUGGUAGGGACGCACAUGACCUUCCUUCGUACAGACGGCCUGAAUAAAGCACUCUGCCAACCCGCUGCUUCUCUCUUUAUUGUCGUUGGACGUGGUUCUGUAAACUCGGGAAAUUAGACUCUUCUGGUGGGGGGGGAAAGGGUUUUUAGUAGCUCCACCUGGUUUUAACCUACCCUGUAUGAAAUGUGGCAGAAAAAUACAGAAGUUCCUCCUAGCUCAGCUCACAUGGGAUUAUUUUUACUUCAGUAAAAUGGCAAUAGUGAAGUUGUACAAACUGGCAAAAGGCUCCUGGAAGGAGUGGUGCCCACCUCAGCAUUGGGCGCAGGACAGAUCUGCUGUGAAGCCAGGCAUGGGGGAGGUCUCAGACCCUAAUCAUCUUCACAACCAAUGGUUUGGACCCCAAGUUCUUCAGGGGUGUAGCUGCUCAUUAAUGUCUUCCUGAUACUGUACUGUUGUGCGUACUUCCUCUCAGUGUUCUUUUAACACUUCGUGGCUAACAAACGUAGGGGACACGGGUGGUAGACGGGCAGGAUGGCUGAGCCACAAUCUGGUUUACGGUGAAUCAUUUUGGAUGGGGCCUUUUUCAGAUUUUACCUCAUAAAGCUACAAUUGUAGAAACUUGGCUUUGUUCCUGUGAUUAAGCCAGAUGGAGGAUGGCUUGGGGAACAGAGUUUGUCAGGCACGUGUGUGUGUGUGUCACAGCCACACUUGAGGGCAUCCUUACACGUGCUCUUAAAACCACUGGGGUUGACAGAUCUGGGAGUCUAACAUGAAGUGACCUCGAUCAUUCUUUAAAGGUGCUAUUUUCAGGCUAUUGUAUAAUUUAUUCACAGCGUACCUAAAACAGAACUGACGACUGAAAUAUCUCAUGGGACAGGCUUUAUGUCUGGCAUGUUUGAUGAAAUCGAAAACUUCUGCAUCUGAAUGGAAGUUCUGCUAUUUCAGGCUUGAAACCCUUAUGUGCUCAAGAGACUGGAAUCGUCUGUGUGUGUAGAUGUCACCACGUCCGGAACCUGCGUCCUCCACGUCACUUCUGAGAGGCAGGGCAGGACGCGGGGCACCGCCAGGCCAGUGUUGAGACAGUGGCGGUGGGUCCCUGGCCGGGAGAACAGCCCUGAGGUCAGGGACUUGUCCCCGCUGCAGCCUUGCCUUUAGUGUUGAGUUGUCACCCUCAAGUCCAACACAAAAUUGUCAGUGUCCAUUUUUUAUUACUUUAAAGCAUUUGAGGGCUUAACUGUGUAGGAGAAAUACUAUUUUAGACUAAAAUGAUCAGUGUACAGGUAUUUGAUAUACUCUUUAAGUAAAUUUUCUAAUUUCACUACAUUUUAAGCUCCCCUCAAAUACUGCAUAUGGAAGAAAAAAUCCACCACCACCAAGCCAAAGAUGCUUUUUUGUCUGUUUCUGGGGUUAACGGAAUGGGAGAAGAAUGUUCGGUGCUUCCUGGUGUCCCGACUGCACGAGUCAGUCAGAUGAUGAGUAGCGGAGUCUUAGGGGACGGUGAUUAAGGGCAGGGGAAUGACAUGUACGUACAGAUCAGAAAAAGGGAAGAAAAACUAAGGGCAGGAAAAAAGUUUGGUCCUUAAUACACGUCGGCCUCGUUCAAAUAUGUGCCUUUCUGGUGUGUGGCGUUCACCGCUGCAAGGUAAAAGGAAACAUUACAGUCCAGGUCUCUCCAAAGUUCAUUUAUUGAAAUUCCUGUGUGUAACCGAGCAUCAAACAAGCAGACUGAAAACACAGUGACUUGGAGCGUUCCUGAAAACACCCCAGGAGCUCCUGUCGCCUGGUGACGGACCCGCCCCGCCCGUCUGUCGCGCAGGGACGGCUCCGCUGCAGCCAGGGGAGGUCAUGGUGCGUCGUGUCAUGUGAAGUACACGUUGGGUGAAUGUAAAUAUCUCUGUAAAUCAUUGGUUUCACUCUGUUUCAUCCAGGUCAGCAAUCAGAUUGUGGCAUGCUGGGUAACUGGAAAAAAUAAUAAAACGUAAGUUUAAAUAGA
Galeopterus variegatus (Sunda flying lemur) is the source of this 6418-nucleotide messenger RNA. RefSeq names its product RAC-gamma serine/threonine-protein kinase-like. NCBI's taxonomy places the organism in Eukaryota, Metazoa, Chordata, Mammalia, Dermoptera, Cynocephalidae. The record is from RefSeq and is a predicted model, not a curated record. The coding region runs from base 1 to 1086 and encodes 361 amino acids. The transcript has 8 exons. Gene Ontology annotation, biological process: protein phosphorylation. Gene Ontology annotation, molecular function: protein kinase activity; ATP binding.